Molecule: messenger RNA, 1962 nt
Organism: Drosophila ananassae
Lineage: Eukaryota; Metazoa; Arthropoda; Insecta; Diptera; Drosophilidae
Gene: ebd1
Exons: 2
Coding region: 47-1816 (589 amino acids)
Molecular function (GO): DNA binding
Source: RefSeq, a predicted model, not a curated record
UAAAUAGCGCUUGGCCCACAAGGAAAGCACAAGGAGAACGCAUACAAUGCGGAUACGCGAAAAACGCAAACUGCAACAGAGGGAGCAGAAGGACCACAAGGAGCACAAGGACUCUGCCAAAGCGGAAUAUAAGAAGGGCAAGCGCUCCGAGGCGGAGGCCCUCACACCAGCUCCUGCGCCUGCGUCAGCUCCACGACAACAUGCAACGGCGGCAUCCACCACCCCACCCCCUAUGCCAACCACGUCCAGCCUGCCGGCAGCGGAAAAAGUGGCCUUUGAUAACCGCAUCAAGCGGAAAAAUGUGCUGGCACUGAACGAAAAAGUGGCGGCGUUGCGGGAGUACGACCGGGUCCCAGUGUACAAGCACGUCGGCCGGAUUUUCAACUGCAGUCCGGAUCAGAUCAAAAGGAUCGUGCAGCAACGCCAGGAGAUUUUGAACGCCUGGGAGCAACGAACUCGCCGCAGUCAGGACGCCAGGACGAUGGAAACCAAGACGGUGCGAGUGUCAAUGCUAGGAAAAGCCGUCUACGACUGGAUCCGACGCAUGAUGUACUACAAGGAUUUCAGCAUCUCCGAUGGUCUCAUCCAGAAGAUGGCACUGCAGUUCAAAAGCUCCAUGGGCCUGGCGCACUUCUUCCCGCAUCAGGAGUGGUGUGACAAGUUCAGGCGCACCUACCGACUUAAUCAUAGCGAAACAAAGAUGCUGAAAAUCGGCUACACCCAAGGCUAUUCAGUGCAGAUUAAGGACAUUGUCAAAGAUAUUAUUUCGGAGUGUAUGCCCGAAAGUGGGCCAGGAAACGAUGGGGAUGGUGAGGAGAUUAGUUUGGACAGCCCGCUUAGUAGUAAUCACCGGAGCUGCAUUGAGGGUGAGGACGAUGGCGAGGACGACGAGGUGGAUGUGGAUGGUGGCGAUGUCAGCGGCAGAGAGGAGGAUCUAGAUGAGGAUGAGGACAUUAAGCCAUCUCUAAGUGAUUUAAAUUUCGCGAGAGCUCUCCAACCGUUGCCCCAGCUAGUACGGUUGCCACUGCAGACCAAUGCGCCGCCUGGUACCUCCCAAAAAGUUCUCCUGGCAACGCCCAUUGUGCCACCCCAAACCGGCGGGAGCGCUGCCCAACCAAUGACAAUGACUAUCAUACCACUGGCGACCCUGGCUCAGAGCAUCACCCAGAUUCCGUCGCCUCAGCAGCAGGAAAAGGGUCCUGUGGUGCCGCCGCCCAAGGUGGAAAUCAAGCUCGAAAAGGACAUUAAAAUUGAACCACAGGACGCUACGGAGGAAAUGGAGGAGCAGCCAGAGACUGAUCAUUUGGAAAAGGCCAAGCCUGACGCUCAAAUGGAAAAUUCUGAGGACCAGUCGUUGGAAACCCUCUCAUCGGUGAAAAUAAAAGAGGAGCCUGAAUUUGUAGACGAAACCGAAAUGGAGCAGGAACCCGACGAUACCGACGAUGCAAACAACGGUCGGUCCAGUGUCACCUCGCUGGCCGAGGUAUUAGCCGCAAAUGUCGAGGACGAAAUGGAGUACAUUGAGCAGAUGCGGCAACACAGAAGGAAUUCCCCACCAACCAUAACUGAAAAGCCAUGCCAUCUCCGAUCUGGGAGCAAACGCCGCCAUGAAUCCGCCCACGAUGACAACAACAAUGGGCAGGCGGAAGAAGGAUCCACCACAGGCGGAACCAGCAGUGUCAUCAGCUGUGCAGACGCCCGAAAGUACCUAAAGCUGCUGGAGGAGUUUGCCCUCCACAAGGAGAACUACCGGCUGAUUGGCCUCAUUACACGGGCCGAUGAGGUUAUGCGGGAGAUAGACGACAAAACGGAGUAGGACGCACCGGAAGCUCCUGCCAAAGAAGUUAAGCUUAAGGAACUGUAACAUCUCGAAGAUGCAAUUCGGUCGGAUGAAAUCAAUCACUAGGUCUAUGGCAAUUUUAAUUUUUAACUCCAAAACCAAAUAAACUAGAUUAAAAUGUA